This is a messenger RNA of Fonsecaea multimorphosa CBS 102226, 456 nucleotides long. RefSeq lists its product as uncharacterized. Lineage: Eukaryota; Fungi; Ascomycota; Eurotiomycetes; Chaetothyriales; Herpotrichiellaceae. The record is from RefSeq and is a predicted model, not a curated record. The coding region runs from base 1 to 456 and encodes 151 amino acids. The transcript has a single exon.
AUGUCAACACUCACGCCUGUCCAAGCCGUCUUCGCCAGAGUACACUCCCCAACGAGUCUGACAUUCCCAGAAGUCGUCGCGUCGCUGCUCAAGCUAGGCGUGACGCGGUACCACGUCGACUACAUCUCGCGCACGACCACGACAUACACACCCAAGAAGGCGACUUCCUCCACAGAUGCCGAGACCAUUUCGACUGAACAAAUCGCCAUCCCCGCCCCCUCAGCAGCCGGGGUCAAGCCCUCCACGGCGUGGGACGCGGCGGCGCUGACGCGGGCCCUCCGGCGCGUGCAGGCGGGGGAGACCGUCUACGCCGAGUUUGCGCGCGAGGUCGUCGACGCCGGCGUCACGGGGUAUUUUGCUUUUUUGGAAGGGAAGCGCGUCCUGUAUUACGGGCUCAAUGGGGACGUGUAUGUCGAGUGGUUCCCUGGCGCGGGACCAGCAAAGCAGGAGGAGUAG